This is a messenger RNA of Asparagus officinalis (garden asparagus), 1519 nucleotides long. Its product is annotated as PGR5-like protein 1B, chloroplastic. The record is from RefSeq and is a predicted model, not a curated record. Gene Ontology annotation, cellular component: chloroplast thylakoid membrane. Gene Ontology annotation, molecular function: oxidoreductase activity, acting on iron-sulfur proteins as donors. Lineage: Eukaryota; Viridiplantae; Streptophyta; Magnoliopsida; Asparagales; Asparagaceae. Gene Ontology annotation, biological process: photosynthetic electron transport in photosystem I. The transcript has 12 exons. Bases 1 to 1188 code for a protein of 395 amino acids.
AUGCGGGCAGCGAAAGCGCAGCAAACCCGAGCCAGUGCAGGACGGGCAGGCAGACCGAUAAGCGGGCGCCACAACAGCGCCAAAGCUGUGGUGCGAAGCCCUGGAGAGCAACAGGACGAGCGGCGGUGGGGAAAAGAUUUCCUGAUCUCUGCAUUCCAAAAAAAAAAAACCCACUGCCAUCAGCAGCCAACAGCCAGCAGGAACCCGCCAUGGCCCUCGGGAAUUCUCGCGCGCGGUCGUCGCAGCUCUCGCCUCCCCACGCCUCGCUCCUCCUCCGCCCUCUCGGCCGAGGAACAUCGCCGUUCAUCUAUCGGCCUUCGGCGAUCUCAUCCGUUGUCUCAUCCCAGCGUCAGGAAGCGGCCGUGCAAGGUCCUCAUUCUUCGCCCUAAGGCCACUGAGCAGCAAGAUCAGGUUGAGGAAGGUGGAGUAGUUGACAGCAAAAUCUUGCCAUAUUGUAGUAUUGACAAGAAAGCAGAGAAGAGGACAAUAGGAGAAAUGGAACAAGAAUUUCUGCAAGCACUACAGUCGUUCUAUUACGAUGGCCAGGCAAUCAUGUCAAAUGAAGAGUUUGACAACCUUAAGGAAGAACUAAUGUGGGAAGGAAGCAGCGUGGUCAUGCUAAGUUCUGAUGAACAAAAAUUUUUGGAAGCUUCAAUGGCUUUUGCUUCUGGAAAACCAAUACUGACGGAUGAAGAAUUUGACAAAUUGAAGUUGAGACUAAAGCAAGAAGGAAGUAGCAUUGUGCAAGGAGGCCCACGCUGCAGUCUCCGUAGUAGAAAGGUGUACAGUGACUUAACUGUGGACUACUUCAAGAUGUUACUAUUGAAUGUCCCUGCAGCUGUUAUAGCUUUGACCUUAUUUUUCUUCCUAGAUGAUAUUACUGGUUUCGAGAUCACAUAUCUUCUGGAGCUGCCAGAGCCUUUCAGUUUCAUCUUCACUUGGUUUGCUGCUUUACCUCUCAUAUUUUGGUUAUCCCAAGCAUUCACUAACGUAAUUAUCAAAGACUUCUUAAUCUUAAAGGGUGCUUGCCCAAACUGCGGCACAGAAAAUGUCUCCUUCUUUGGGACUAUACUAUCAAUACCAAGUGGAGGUGAUCGAAAUUCUGUGAAGUGCUCAAAUUGUGGCACUGAAUUAUUAUACGACUCAGGAGCACGCUUAAUUACCCUUCCGGAACCAAGUGAAACAUGAGAACAAGACACACCGACGUUUAAGCUUUGCAGCCGAGCUCUAAUAGUACACGAUGGGCAGUAUAUGAUCUCCAUUUACCAGCACCUAUGAAUAUAAAGGAAUUUGGCGUGCAUCUUCAGACUUAUGUCCACAAGGGAAGCUUCUGUUCGUAAGGCUUGCAUAUGUACAUAUAUCUUCUUUGGGCGAGUUUUAGUUCAUUUAUGUUGCUUGAGUCACACAAGAUGGUUGAUGAUCAGCCAUCUAAAGUCACUGUAUAAAUUUCCCCGUCUUGUAAAACAUAUUGUAAACCGUUAAUGAGAAAACAAUUUCUGUAUGAUUCUGCUCUGAUUCA